Messenger RNA from Amoebophrya sp. A25, 2555 nucleotides. Lineage: Eukaryota; Dinophyceae; Syndiniales; Amoebophryaceae. The record is from the annotation of a GenBank genome assembly.
CGGAUUUGCCAAGGAACUUGAAACGGGCCAAGUUCUUUGGUAUUACAGAGAGCCACCUGCGCAAGACUAUUGAUAUUCCUGGGACCGAUAUCACAUUUGAACGCACUCAUUGCCCUACAGACGACUACGAAGGCAAAAUCGAUCUGGGUUUCUUGGUAUUCUAGUCAAAACGUUUUCUAAUGGUGCGCAUUUCUCUCAGGGAAUAGGUCUGAUAAUCGAUGGUAGUGCUUCUUCUCGUGACUCAUUAGAUCCGUACUUUACAACUAAGUCGAGCAACAUCACUUUACAAGUAAAAAGAAUCCAAAUUCAGGCACUUGAAUCCUACGCACAUCCUCGAUUACCAUACCUACUUCGCAUCUUGUUGUUGUAGAAGAAGCAGAGACUAAAAACUGUCAAGACUUUUUAUGUUUAAUAAAUACAAACGCAACACUCUUAGACCUUCGAACAAGCACGGGACACACUUAAAAAAGUGAACAAGAAUAUUGCGAACCUGCAGCUUCGGUGUUACCCAAAAAAACCUUACUACGAAAUUAGACGGGAGUUAUCAGAAGUACCGAAGCAGUUCACCCCAGAAACGUGGCCUGCAGGCAAAGUGCGCAAAUACAUCUGGGAGGUACAUCUAGACUAGAAAUUCCCUUUUUUACUUACCUAGGUUUUUGCAGGUGCCAAGAUGUGCGUUAUAUAUAGUAUCUGUAAGUCUAAGAUCGUAGUAGCCUCGUGCUCGUGCUUGAUUGAACUCCUGAAAAGCGUAGGCCCGCUUCUUAUUUCAGACUCAAACUCUACUAGAAUGCGAUAGGGUCGCUUCAUCUCAUCAACUUUUUCCUUUUCUUGUUUUCAGUUAAAAACUCCGACGAGCUGCCGUUCUAAGGAUAUCCGCGUUCUAUUGGGCGAGAAUAAUUGGAAGAAGAGUGGACCCAGUUUUUUCGUAACCCUUGACGACGACGCGAAGGAGGUGCUACUAAGAUUCUUCCUAAAGUCAUUUUUAUCACACUCUUGCUCCCGUUUGAGUAGGAGCCUGCGCUAGUCUUAUCUAUCAUGGUUCGUCUUCUUUCUCAGAGCUUGUUUCUGUUUUCAAGAAUUUCGUCAAAAGGUUUUGCCAUGUCUCAAGAAACAUUAUCUCAUCCCAGUUUUUGCGAUACGGCUGCGGAGACGACGGCGACGAGGUGGCUUCAAUUCGCGAAAAUUUAGACAAAAUGAAGAAUAGCGAGAGCAAGGCUGUGGGGGAGCUUGGGAAGAUCGCCAAUUCCAUGGCCAAUGAAAGCGGAGGCAUUGUACUACUACUACUUAGAUUCAUUAAGAAAGUUUUUUGCUAGUAGAGUAUAAGCUUAAAGUUCUACUACGUCAAAUUCCAGUUAGUUAUGGCAUCUUCUAGCUGGAGCUUGUUCUAGUUGGAGAAGACAUAAGUUACGGAGGGCCAUAGUUUGGGUGGAACUGCAUUCCCGUAGUAGCUAGUAACUAGACUGCAUUCCCGUAGUACUGACAGGUACUGGAUAUUUAUUGAUGCGAUCCAAAUUGUCGCACUUCUUAUACUACGUUAAGAACAAGAUCUGGCUCUACUUUUAUCUGAAUAAUUACAGUACGUAGGUAGAGGCACGGCAUAACUUUUUCAGAUUUUCAUCUCUUCAAAAAAUGUUGUCAAGGUUCCGGAUUUAUCCAAAAUACCCAACUUUCCACUUUUCUUUCAGUAAGUUUUGGCUUUGUCAUGCUUGUCAUUGGUCUCAGGUGCCGCGCCGUAAUGCAUCUGUUGAUGAAGCAGCGAAAGCAAGCCUUGAAAGCCCUGGCCUCGAUGGUGUUGAACUAGAUGUGGACGCCUUGGAGCAGGAAAGCAAGUUCAGUCCCGUGUACUGUCAAGACAAGGAGCUGCAGGAGAGAGGAGUUUUGUUUGGUCCGCCUGAUGAUGAUCAUGCACCACUCGAGGACGAGGACGCAAACAACAAGAAGGAAAAUAAGCAAACCAAAGCCAUGACGAAGCCCAUGAAGAUGGUAGUAGCAAUGAAGAGAAAAAAUAAGAAAAAUGAUGAAAAUCCACCUUCUCCGGUUUUUAGCAGCCAGCAACAAGAAGAGUCCAGCGUGUCUCCUCCUAAGAAGAUGAACAAGAAGAAGAGUGCGGCAUGUGAGGUGGCAGGGAAGCGCUCAUCUUCUCCCAGAAAACAAGAGAAACAAGUUACUUAUCGUGACGAGAGUGGCAAGCUAUGCUAUACAUCUUCUCUACAAGACAAAUGGUUUCCACGAACUGCGCGACCUGCUAUGCCAAUGGCCUGUGCGACGAAGAUGUGGGAUGGGAUUCAAAACAUGAUUCGCGAAGAUCAGAAGGAGUAUCUCGCAUCUGCUACUACUACCACUACUACAACACGAUCAUGCGCCACAGCUUAUCAUCGCAUGAACCUGAACAAGAAGUCUAGAUAUGUAUUACGCGAGGCAUGGGAGAUGUUUGGGGCGCAAUACUUGCGCAGGAUGGAAAUACUGGACAAAGAAAAACUUCUAGGAACGCAAACUAGUCUGCUAAUCGACCCUGAUCUACGGCGACAGCAAGUGCGGGAUCACGCUCUGGGUGA